Manis javanica (Malayan pangolin) is the source of this 2184-nucleotide messenger RNA. RefSeq names its product RAB32, member RAS oncogene family (gene RAB32). Gene Ontology annotation, biological process: endosome to lysosome transport; phagosome-lysosome fusion. The record is from RefSeq and is a predicted model, not a curated record. Gene Ontology annotation, cellular component: phagocytic vesicle; trans-Golgi network; Golgi apparatus. Lineage: Eukaryota; Metazoa; Chordata; Mammalia; Pholidota; Manidae. Gene Ontology annotation, molecular function: GTPase activity; GTP binding.
GGCGGGGUGGCGGGCGCCGCGCGGAGGGCGGGUCGGCCCCGGGGAGGCCCGACGGUCCGCGGGGGCCGCAGCUUGCCGACAGGGCGCCCAUGGCGGGCGGGGGCCCCGGGGCCGCGGGCCGGGGGGCGGAGGCCGCCGCGGUGCCCGAGACGCGCGAGUACCUCUUCAAGGUGCUGGUCAUCGGCGAGCUCGGCGUGGGCAAGACCAGCAUCAUCAAGCGCUACGUCCACCAGCUCUUCUCCCAGCACUACCGCGCCACCAUCGGGGUGGACUUCGCCCUCAAGGUCCUCAGCUGGGACAGCAAGACGAUGGUGCGCCUGCAGCUGUGGGACAUCGCGGGGCAGGAGCGGUUUGGCAACAUGACGCGAGUGUACUACAGGGAGGCUGUUGGUGCGUUUGUCGUCUUUGACUUAUCACGAGGCUCCACGUUCGAGGCUAUCCUGAAAUGGAAGACCGACCUGGACAGCAAAGUCCACCUUCCAAAUGGCAGCCCCAUUCCUGCUGUCCUCUUAGCUAACAAAUGUGACCAGAAGAAGGACAGUGGCCAGAGUCCCUCCCAGAUGGACCAGUUCUGCAGGGAACAUGGCUUCAGUGGAUGGUUUGAAACCUCCGCAAGGGAUAACAUAAAUAUAGAUGAAGCAGCCCGGUUCCUAGUGGAGAACAUUCUUUCAAACCACCAAAGCAUUCCUAAUGAAGAAAACGAUGCGGACAGAAUUAAACUGGAUAAGGAAAUCUUGACAGCAGAGAAUAAAUCCCAGUGUUGCUGACAUGGCCUCUCCUUUUCCGGCGCGCAGAAGGCAGCCUAACACUGUUGCUCCACUGGGAGCCAAUUCCUGAGAGAGGAUUAAGGUGGCAUAUGUGAUCCUCUGACUAUUCCCAGGACUGCACCUUAAAAUGAAGACUCUAGCUGUUUUUGUUUCCAGAUCGUAUAAAUCUUUCACCUUUAAAAAAAUGGCAGUGUCAGCGUGCUGGGGGCCUGCGUAGCAUGGGGCCUUCAGUGGGGUGACGCUGCUGGUGGCACCACGGCUCAAUGUGGGACCACUUGGGCAUUCGCUGUGGCUGCAUUGCUGUCCAGGAGAGUGUUUACAUCCUGUUUAAGCUUUUUAAAUGACAGUUCCUCAGGAUUUGAUCAGAUUUCCAAGUUGUAACUUUUAGUGCAAGCACUAGAGUCCCAAUAAAACCUUAUCUGCCGUCUUAAUGGUAAUUUUAUGAGUCUCUGUAUUCCAUGCUCACUUGGGAGGGAGGCUCUUGGACUCUGUUAGCCAUGAGACUGAAGUUCCCACUUAGCAAUAUUUUUUUCCUACUCAGAACUUCAGUACUUCAUGUGAAAUUGUUCUCCUUAAAUAUUACAAUUUAAUCAGUCCUAGUUAGCGUGGCUUGUGGCUAUGCCACUUAAAAACAGUAAAAUCCCCUUCCUAAUGACUCAGGAAGCAUGCACACACUGGUAUUCUGGUUUGGGGUGCUACCAGUUGGAAACAAUAGAAAUGAGCAUAUCAUUUUCUCUCUCCCUAGUUUCUUCUCUCUUCUUCCUGUGUGUUUUGUCUGCAGCUGAAGGCCUGACUGAUAAUUACUGCUGCAGUUCUGUCAGUGGGGUGAGUCUUUUCAAAUCUAUAAUAGUAAUGGUCAAGGAGAGAACUUAUUUCAGAGUUUACACACUUUAUUCUGAGAUUCUGUAGAAUGAAUUGUGAAAGAAACUAGGUCAUGUGGAGUUUUCCGUAGUUUGGGCCAUUCCGUAGAUGACAAACUUAAGGCAGGCUCACAGUAUUUGUAUUAGCAUUUUAACCCAUUUAAGGAAAAGAAUAAAUAUUUUUCCUGAAAUCUUUGUUUUGAAUUAGUGCAGUUGUAGGAAGGUAAUACGGGUACAUUUUCUGCCUUAGAAAGCUUUUUAUCUGUUCACUUUUGCCAUCUAUUUUUAAGGGACUUGAUGUUGUGUGAAAGGUCCAACUUCUUUCAAAGGAAUUUUAAAGGUGUUUAUGACAUAAUCCAAAGCUAAUACAAAAUGAGGCAUUGUCCUUAUUGUUGUGCAUAUCAUCAUGAAUUUGAAAGAUCUCUUCAUUUAUUGAGAACAGAAAAAAAGACUGGCAGAGAAUUGCAUUUGUUCAGGUGUAUUCCAGGAAUAAACAGUUAGCCUGGGCUAUGAAAUGUAGCUUGCUCUUCUCAUUAAACCUAAGCUUUGCCUGGAAA